CGCACCAGGGAUGUUUAGAAGCCGCCCGGACCCACCAGACCAAUAAGGUCUUCAGAAUAAUGCAUUGCCGUUUUCCGACCAUGUUUAUGGUGUGUGGACAUACUGUAGCAGGGUUAAUAAUUCGAACCGGCUAGUGACAGCUGGUUCUCCUGCAAUAGACUAAGUUAUAUCGCUGGAAAUGGUCAUCAUUAGACUGGAUCUGUGUAGCUUCCAGCCGUACCUUUUCUGAAAGGAUGCAGGUGAAAAAUCAGAUCUGUACAGAGAGGAGUACCGAAGACCCCGAACACGAUGAUAACCAGAAACAUACUUCAUGUUUUUCUAAUAUCAAAAUAUUUCUAGUAUCGGAAUGUGCGCUGAUGCUGGCGCAGGGGACGGUUGGCGCGUAUCUGGUGAGUGUUCUGACCACCCUGGAGCGCCGCUUCAACCUCCAGUCCGCCGACGUGGGCGUGAUCGCCAGCAGCUUCGAGAUCGGCAACCUGGCCCUCAUCCUAUUUGUCAGCUACUUCGGCGCAAAGGCCCAUCGGCCGCGUCUGAUUGGCUGUGGAGGCCUCGUCAUGGCGCUGGGCGCGCUGCUCUCCGCCCUGCCAGAGUUCCUGACCCACCAGUAUGAGUAUGAGGCCGGGGAUGGGUGGCACGCGGAGGACGGGAGGGAUGUGUGUUCCAACAUGACCAGGACUGAGGGCAGAGACUCCGCCUUCCUGUGUGGGAACAAGUCCAACACCAACAUGAUGUACCUGCUGCUGAUAGGGGCCCAGGUACUGCUGGGGAUCGGGGCAACACCAGUACAGCCUCUAGGGGUGUCCUACAUAGACGACCACGUUAAGAGGAAAGACUCCUCUCUGUAUAUAGGUAUAGUAUUUUCCACGCUGGUGUUUGGCCCAGCCUGUGGCUUCAUAUUAGGAUCCCUCUGCACCAAAGUCUAUGUGGACGCUGUCUUCAUCGACACAAGUAAGCUGGACAUCGGCCCUGACGACCCCAGGUGGAUUGGUGCGUGGUGGGGUGGCUUCUUGCUCUGCGGUGCCUUACUCUUCAUCUCCUCCCUCUUCAUGUUCGGCUUCCCCCAGUCCCUGAAUGAGCAGGAUGUGGACAGUACGGGGGAGAGUGAACAGGCCAUGUUGCCCCCCUCCCUGUCCAGGGAUUACGAGGGGAACAAGCCCACUAAUGGGGCGAUCCAUGGCUUCCAGGCCAAUAGUGGACUGACCUGCUGCGAGCACAUGAGAGUCAUCCCCAAGGUGACCAAGCACCUCCUGUCCAACCCUGUGUUUACCUGCAUCUCGCUGGCAGCCUGUAUGGAGAUCGCUGUGGUUGCAGGCUUCGCCACCUUCCUAGGGAAGUACAUGGAGCAGCAGUUCAACCUCACCACUUCCUCAGCCAAUCAGCUGCUAGGUAUGACAGCCAUUCCGUGUGCGUGUCUGGGUAUCUUCCUGGGUGGUCUCUUGGUGAAGAAGUUAGACCUGUCAGCGUUAGGGGCCAUCCGUAUGGCCAUGGGGGUCAACCUCGUCUCCACCGCCUGUUACGUCUCCUUCCUCUUCCUCGGCUGUGAGACCGGCCCUGUCGCCGGGGUGACUGUCGCCUACGGCAACGCUGUAGCCUCUAUAGACGACAGUGUAGCCUCUAUAGACGACAGUGUAGCCUCUAUAGACGACAGUGUAGCCUCUAUAGACGACAGUGUAGCCUCUAUAGACGACAGUGUAGCCUCUAUAGACGACAGUGUAGCCUCUAUAGACGACAGUGUAGCCUCUAUAGACGACAGUGUAGCCUCUAUAGACGACAGUGUAGCCUCUAUAGACGACAGUGUAGCCUCUAUAGACGACAGUGUAGCCUCUAUAGACGACAGUGUAGCCUCUAUAGACGACAGUGUAGCCUCUAUAGACGACACUGUGACAAAAACCUGUUUGCCUGUUCCCAGGACCCUGCGGUCAUGGCAGAGACCGGAGCAUGCCUGCAUCAACAACUGUAACUGCUACACAGCCUCAGUGAGCCCUGUGUGUGGCUCCAACGGGAUCACCUACCUCUCAGCCUGCUUCGCCGGCUGCCUCACACCUAACCUGACCAGCUGUAUGUGUAUCAGCAGUAAGGAGGAGGAGUCGGUGGCGUUGCCGGGGAAAUGUCCCAGUCCAGGCUGCCAACAGGCCUUUAUCACCUUCCUUUGUGUCAUCUGUGUGUGCAGCAUGAUCGGAGCCAUGGCCCAGACACCCUCGAUCGUCAUACUUAUCAGAACAGUGAGCCCUGAGCUAAAAUCCUACGCUCUUGGAGUUCUGUUUCUGGGCCUGAGACUACUAGGUUUCAUCCCUCCCCCUCUGAUCUUCGGCAUGGGCAUCGACUCCACCUGCCUGUUCUGGUCCACAGUCUGUGGAGAUAAGGGAGCCUGCAUGCUGUACGACAACGUGGCCUAUCGACACCUCUACGUGAGUAUCGCCAUCGCUCUCAAGUCCACCGCCUUCAUCCUUUACACCACCACUUGGCAGUGUCUCCGGACCAACUAUAAGAAAUACAUUAAGAACAGUGAAGGCUACCUGACUCCCACCCAGCUGUUUGCCUCCAACGUGACUCUGGACAACCUCGGCAAGGAGAUCACCCAGAACCCAGGCAACCGGACAACAUUUAUAUAUAACCUGGAGGAACCAGAGAUGAGUUAUAACAUGGAGUCUGUUUUAUAGUUUCUCCAAGACCCGGGAGACGACUAACUGGAUGACUGCCUGACUGGCAAGCUAACCUACUGGCUGGCUGCCUGACUGGCAAGCUGGCUGACUGCCUGACUGGCAAGCUAACUAACUGGCUGGCUGCCUGACUGGCAAGCUGGAUGACUGCCUAACUGGCAAGCUAACCUACUGGCUGGCUGCCUGACUGGCAAGCUGGCUGACUGCCUGACUGGCAAGCUAACCUACUGGCUGGCUGGCUGGCAAGCUAACUGGCUGGCUGUCUGACUGGCAAGCUAACUGGCUGGCUUGCUGGCUGACUGCUGUUGCCGUCACAACACACUACUAUUCACUCUUUAUUCUGGUCUUUAAUAGACAUUUCUGAUCAGUUUUAUCCACAUUAACAGGUCUCCUCCUGGGAUGACUGUUCUGAGCCAACACAGUGGUAGACAACACAGUGGUAAUACUGGCUGGGUAGAAUUCAAUGGGUUUUGUCAGGGCCACAGGGGGUGGACUUGUUGUCCUCUCUGGGUGCAGAUCCACAGGGUCAGUCCUGACCUGAUCCACCUCAGAGUGUCUGUUCUCCUCAGCUCUACAUAUCAUAGGAAAUCUCUUUCAGUUCCAACCAGUCCCAAUGAACAUAUGAAAGCAUCCCCACUAGAUCAUCUGAAUGAUUUCGGCUUAUGAUUGUCUUUUUAUUCUGACUGGUUGUUUGGUCCUAGUCCAUCCUCUUAAAGGAUGCUAGUUGAA
Molecule: messenger RNA, 3389 nt
Organism: Oncorhynchus mykiss (rainbow trout)
Lineage: Eukaryota; Metazoa; Chordata; Actinopteri; Salmoniformes; Salmonidae
Source: RefSeq, a predicted model, not a curated record